AUGCCUUACUUCAAGACGAGCCAAGAAUGGCUCGACCAGUCCAUCGCCCUCCUUGAGGCCCGACCCGCCACCACCCGCAUCACCACAAAAUACUCGCUCAGCCCAGCGCCCUCGCGCCCCGACGACGCAGCAGCGACGGCCAAGCCCCCGCGCGGCAGCCUCGUUCUCAAGACGUACGACCCCGUCAGCGGCGUGGCCCUCAAGUACCGCACCACAAAGGCCGCAGAGGUGUCCCGCCUCGUGCACGCCUCCCUCGGCCGCCUGGGGAGGAGCAUGGCCGCCGUCCCCGACGUGCCCGAGGUGGCGAUGGCGGACGCUGGUGAGGAGGAGCAGAAGGAGCAGCAGCAGGCCGCGACGUCACAACAACCGCCUGCGGCGCAAAGUGGAGGUGGUGGUGGAAAGAAGAAGAAGAAGGGCAAGAAAUGA
Fusarium keratoplasticum is the source of this 426-nucleotide messenger RNA. RefSeq names its product SRP9-21 domain-containing protein. Gene Ontology annotation, cellular component: signal recognition particle, endoplasmic reticulum targeting. Lineage: Eukaryota; Fungi; Ascomycota; Sordariomycetes; Hypocreales; Nectriaceae. The coding region runs from base 1 to 426 and encodes 141 amino acids. The transcript is spliced from 2 exons. Gene Ontology annotation, biological process: SRP-dependent cotranslational protein targeting to membrane. The record is from RefSeq and is a predicted model, not a curated record.